AUGGGGGGACCCAAGGGAGGGGACCCCAGGGACAAUGGAGAGACCAAAGAGGCAACAGAGGAUCCGGAGGGGACAAGAAGGGACCCAAGGGACGAUGGGGGGGACCCAAGGGGUGACAGAGGACCCAGGGGGGACAAGAGGGGACCCAAGGGGUGAGAGAAGUUCCAAGGGGGAACAAGAGGGGACCCAAGGGGUGACAGAGGAUCCGGAGAGGAGAAGAGGGGACCCCAGGGACAAUGGGGGGACCCAAGGGGUGACAGAGUUUCCAAGGGGGACAAGAGAAGACCCAAGGGGUGA
Tinamus guttatus (white-throated tinamou) is the source of this 297-nucleotide messenger RNA. The record is from RefSeq and is a predicted model, not a curated record. NCBI's taxonomy places the organism in Eukaryota, Metazoa, Chordata, Aves, Tinamiformes, Tinamidae.